AUGUCCUUAGAGGACAUAGUGAAGAGUUUGGCAACUAGUACACAAGCUUUCCAACAAGAGACAAAAGCAAGCAUAAAGAACUUAGAGAAACAAGUUUCACAGCUUGCUACUUCCAUAAGCAAAUUAGACUCUCAAGGAAAGUUACCUGCAAAAACUGAAACAAACCCAAGGCACAACGUGUGUGCCAUCACAUUGAGAGGCGGAAAGAGCUAUGAUGGUCCAAAAGUGUCGGUUGAUCAAAAGGAAGAAGAAAGAGUGGUCGAAGAGGCAACCAAAGAAGAGAAGAAGGAAGAGAAAACAAUCGAAAAGAAGCCCUUCAUCGCUGAGUCUAAAGCCACACCUGCUCCAUUUCCCGAAAGAUUAAAGAGCACGAAGAAAGAACGGGAGGAGAAUGAGAUCAUGCAAAUGUUCAAGAGAGUUCAAAUCAACAUUCCACUCCUCGAGGCCAUCAAACAGGUACCUAGAUAUGCAAGGUUCCUUAAGGAUCUUUGUGUAUCUAAAAAGAAAUUAAAAGGAAAUCAAGUCAUAACAGUUGGGGAACAUGGAUCCGCAGUUUUGCAAAAGAGGAUGCCCCCAAAGUGCAAAGAUCCUGGUGUCUUUACCGUGCCUUGCAAAUUGGGGAAUCUUCAUGUACCCCGAGCCAUGCUCAAUCUAGGUGCAUCCAUAAAUGUCCUACCAUAUUCUCUUUUCAAAUCAAUUGGUGUAGGAACAUUGAGCAAAAACGGUGUGAUCAUCAAACUUGCCGACCGGUCUUUGGUACACCCAAAGGGUGUACUAGAGGACGUGUUAUUGCAAGUCGAUGAAUUUAUCUUCCCGGCUGAUUUUUAUGUCUUAGAUAUGGGAGAUGAUGACUCUCCAAGUUCAAGUUCCAUACUUUUAGGUAGACCUUUUCUUAAAACUUCCAAAACAAAAUUUGAUGUCUACAAUGGAACUUUAAGUAUGGAAUUUGAUGGUCAAGGAAAACUAGACAGGGACAAAGCCAAAGAGCUUGCAAAGGAGGUCGAUAUGGACAAUGAGGUGUUGGAGAGUUUCGAGUUUAUUGAUGACAAGAAGCAUGUGAGGAGUGAUGAUAUAAAACCCAAGCCAUCCACCAAAGUCAAAAUCCUUCCACUGGUGGAACAAGCACUAGAUCCGGGAGCAAAAACUCCACCGAACCCUUUAAAGCUAAUACAUGUCGAGAAGGAGAGCACCCAAACACUCAUCAACUCGAAUAAACUAUCGAAGAAGGCAAAGAAUGAGUUGAUAACCCUGCUGAAUAAAUACCAAAAAGGGACUAAGUGGAUAAUCUCCGAUAUUAAAGGUUUAAGUCCUUUUUGUUUUAUGCGCAAAAAGAAAGCCAAAGGAAGGUUGAAGGUUCCGUUGAAGGAGGUGGCGAGAAGAUUGAUGUGUUGGAGAGGCCCACAUACUUAG
Messenger RNA from Lactuca sativa (garden lettuce), 1410 nucleotides. The record is from RefSeq and is a predicted model, not a curated record. Lineage: Eukaryota; Viridiplantae; Streptophyta; Magnoliopsida; Asterales; Asteraceae.